AUGUUUUCUCUUCUAGUUGAUAUUCCUGCUGAUGCUAAAUGGGAACAGAACGGAGUGGCUAUUGCUGGAGGUAACGGGGCUGGGACUGCCACUAAUCAACUCAACUACCCUUAUGGUCUCUUCGUUGAUGAUGAUCUAACAGUGGUUAUUGCUGACUACUACAGUAAUCGUAUCAUGCAAUGGAAGAACGGUGAUACAACGAAUGGACAAGUUGUUGCUGGUGGUAGCGGCCAAGGAAGCGGAUUGAAUCAAUUGUAUGCUCCAACUGAUGUAUUGAUCGACAAAGAGACGGAUAAUCUCAUUAUUUGUGAUGCAGGUUUUGAACGAGUUGUACAAUGGUCUCGUCAUAGUGGUACAACACAAGGAGAAAUGCUCAUCGAUAACAUCCGAUGUUGGGGAGUAGCAAUGGAUGAACAGAGAAAUCUCUACGUCUCUGACAUCAAAAAUCAUGAAGUAAGACGAUAUCAAUUGGGUGAGAAGAAUGGCAUUCUCGUAGCUGGUGGUAAUGGACAAGGUAAUGGUCUUAAUCAGCUCAACGGGCCUACAUAUCUCUUUGUCGAUCAACAACAUAAUGUCUACGUGUCAGACAGAGAUAAUCAUCGUGUAAUGAAAUGGGGUAAAGGUGCAAAAGAAGGCAUCGUGGUCGCUGGAGGACAAGGCCAAGGGAAUGCUUUGACACAAUUUAAUUCUCCUUAUGGACUCUUCGCUGAUAAGUUGGGUACACUCUAUGUACUAGACCAGGGGAAUAAUCGAGUAAUGCGUUGGGCUCAAGGAGACAACAAACAAGGUACUGUAAUUGUGGGUGGAAAUGGUCAAGGAUCAGGAGCAAAUCAGCUGUUUGCCCCCAUUGGUUUGUCUUUCGAUCGACAUGGUAAUCUCUAUGUCGCCGAUCAAGUUAGUUGUCGUGUUCAACGAUUUUCUAUCGAAUAA
This is a messenger RNA of Rotaria socialis, 930 nucleotides long. NCBI's taxonomy places the organism in Eukaryota, Metazoa, Rotifera, Eurotatoria, Philodinida, Philodinidae. The record is from the annotation of a GenBank genome assembly.